AAGAACUUCUCUAAUCUUGAGUUCGUCUUGGCCCUACCCAUAACCAGCCCAAAAGUACCGCCCGUUGCCACCCGGUGCCACCCAGCGUCAAAAUAGAGGUUGAGUGAUUUGGUAUUCAAGUUGCGACACGAGACUUGGCAGAACAAAACAUUCAUUUCCUUGAGGCCUCUUGACACAGAUAUAUAUAUAUAGAAGCUAUCCAUCCACCCGCCCGGUUUGAGACCAUUACCCAGUGCAGUUCAGGCCAGCCCUUGGAACAUGAGCGGCAAUCCCGCCCCCUCACCUGCGGCCGCCGUAGCUGUUGGUGCCGCAUCGACGGGCGGAGCCUCAACCUCCUCGGGUGGUGGUGGGGGUUUGUCGCAGAGUGCCAUCGCCCAAAAGACGUGGGAAAUGUCCAAUCAGGUGAUGGAACUCACGGCCUCGGAGGACAUUUACAAGUACGAUCGCAACGCCCAGCAGAGCAUGUUGAGCGCCAAGCCCUGGGAAAAGGACCCACACUUCUUCAAGGACAUCAAGAUUGCCGCCUUGGCCCUCCUCAAGAUGGUCAUGCACGCCCGAUCCGGUGGAAACAUCGAGGUGAUGGGUCUGCUCUUGGGCAAGGUGGAGAUGAAUCAGAUGGUGGUGAUGGACGCGUUCGCCCUGCCCGUGGAAGGUACCGAGACGCGGGUCAACGCCCAAGCCCAGGGCUACGAGUACAUGACCGAGUAUAUCGAAGCGGCCAAGAAGGUGGGUCGUCUCGAAAACGCCAUUGGCUGGUACCACUCCCACCCGGGCUACGGCUGCUGGCUGUCCGGGAUCGACGUGUCCACGCAGAUGCUCAACCAGAACUACCAAGACCCGUUCGUGGCCAUCGUGGUCGAUCCCGUGCGCACCAUCUCGGCCGGCAAGGUCAACCUGGGCGCCUUCCGCACUUACCCCAAGGGCUACAAGCCCUCGGACGAGGGACCCAGUGAAUACCAGACCAUUCCGCUGAACAAGAUCGAGGACUUUGGCGUGCAUUGCAAGUCCUAUUACCAGAUGGACGUCCAAUACUUCAAGUCGCCCAUGGACCGCAAGCUCUUGGAUUCCCUGUGGAACCACUAUUGGGUCAACACGCUCAGCUCGUGCUCGCUCUUGACCAAUGCCGAGUACACCACGGGACAAAUCAACGAUCUGGCCGAUAAAAUGGACGCGUGGGAGAAUGGCAGCAUUGGGCGGGGCAGUUAUGCCGCAUUGGAAGACGGAUCCGGCGGUAGCGGCAGCGGUAAGAAGACCGAGGACAAGUUGGACAAGGCCACCAAAGAUGCGUGUAAGAUUGUAGCCGAGAUUCUCAGCGGGACCAUGACCCAAGUCAUCAAGGACCGGCUCUUCAACCACACGGCCAAUGCUUGCCGCGGGGAUGUCGCCGAUCAAGAAAUGGCCACGGCCACGUGAAUAAUGAAGCUUGAUAUGUACACGUACCUCUCCUGUCUCGCUCGCCCCGCCUCCAAUGUAACAAAAGAAUAAUGACGUCCCACACUCCGGAUCAGGGACGAACGUGAUCGUGAAUUUGACGCUCUUUUUUUUUUUUUAAUUGUCUAUCUUCAAUUUGUCUCGACAUUGGGCUGGGCUGCUUAACAUUUAGGCAUGCAAUACUUGGGUUCAAAGUUACAAUUUCUUAAUCCUUGGUCAGUGAGUAGUCGGUCGGGGUUGAUAUCAUUCAUAUAUGUCCGGGGGUUGGGGGGUCAUCAGGGCCUUCUCAGUAUUGGUGGUUGGCCACGUACAAGGAUUCGCCGGCGGCUCCGGUGGCUUUACCAUCUCCAUGAUACUUGCCCAAUUGAGCCAAGCCGUUGAUCUUAGCCCGAGCUAGAAGAGCCUCUUGGCCGGCUUGCACGUUCUUGCCGCCCCAGGCCUUCAAGGCCGAGGCCUGGAGAGCCC
This is a messenger RNA of Tigriopus californicus, 1896 nucleotides long. It is a transcript of the gene CSN5, whose product is annotated as COP9 signalosome complex subunit 5-like. NCBI's taxonomy places the organism in Eukaryota, Metazoa, Arthropoda, Copepoda, Harpacticoida, Harpacticidae. Gene Ontology annotation, biological process: protein deneddylation. Gene Ontology annotation, molecular function: metallopeptidase activity; protein binding; deNEDDylase activity. The coding region runs from base 259 to 1413 and encodes 384 amino acids. The record is from RefSeq and is a predicted model, not a curated record. The transcript is spliced from 3 exons. Gene Ontology annotation, cellular component: cytoplasm; COP9 signalosome.